CCCCAGUUACAAGUUAUAGCAGAGCGACACAGGAGCGCCGUGGAAGUUGAGUUUCCACCGAGGACGAAGCAGAAGAAAGAAAAAAAAAAGAUUUUCGCGUGGACGCAACGGACAGAUCGAGGACAAACGGAACAUUUAUGUGAGGAAGAUCGCGUUUCGCUGAACAUUAGCUGCCUUGAGAAGACUAAUCUGCUAAACUCGCAGCCGCGCUGUUAUUGAGCAACUUUUUUCUGACGUCCACAUCAGCAAGGAAGAGAAAACAUGUUUCACUUCGGCCUUCUGUUGCUCUUAUCUGCCUCUUUCGUCUUCUCUGAGUCGCAGGUGAGGGAGACAGAGACGUGGAUGCCCCUGAAGGCCACACAUGCGGUUGCCAUGGCAAUGCACCAUCACGAUCAACUGGAAUCGUCCGGAGACGGGCAGAAUGGCUCGGACUUUGGCUUUGAUGAUGACGAAGACUACUAUGACACUUACGAAGAUGAGAUGUCGGGGUCGGGUGAUGGAGAAGGGACACAUGACCAGUCGGCCGGACGUGACAUGCCGGCGCCCACAGAGCUCGAUGCAGAUAACAGGAUUCCUGACGCGGAUCCGCCAACACCGCCCGGCGCCAACGAGGUGGAGAUGGUGCAGAACAGCAAUGAAAUUCCUCUGCUGAGGAACGGGCCAAACACCAGCGACGAGCUGACGUCUAACGUACUGAUGUCUCACGCCACCAACGACAGUGUCUUUGCAAAAACCGAAGUUCUGGCAGCACUGAUCACGGGCGUCGCCGUGUGCCUGGCGCUCGCCAUCCUGCUCGUCCUGCUGCUCAUCCACCGCAUGAAGAAGAAGGAUGAAGGAAGCUACGAGCUGGGGAAGAAGCCCAUCUACAAGAAGGCUCCCUCUGCCGAGAUAUAUGCUUAGGCCCCGCCCACCCAAUAGUUAUCAGCAAUGGGACUGACUCCUUUCCCUCCUGUGCCAAUCAGGGGCCCGUUUGUCCUUAUUUAUUCACUACACAAGCUACGUUGUCGGUUAGCGCCGGGUGGCGCUAAUCUCCAUUGAAAUAUUUGUUUUUAAUUCCCGUGGAGAUGACCUUUGUUUCUACAACACACACACAAAGCGGUGUGAAAGCCUAAAAUGAAUUGAAACCAGUUUGAGUCUGUGGCCAUAAUGUUCCACGUUAUGCUAACACUAGGUAGGUGCUCGGUGUUGAAGUCAGGUGAUGCGUCACGGCACUUCCUACAGGCUGGCCGAUGGCGUGCAAGGCUGCUUAGCUACAUCCGAGCAAGAAGCUACUGAAUUGACUCUUUGGUGGAGUGUUUAACUCUGCUCCUUUCCUAUCAGCACGCCCUGCUACUUUGUGAAUAUUUGUGUACUUUUUGUAAUUGUUUAGCAGUGGACGUUGCGGUACUUCUAUGGCAAUAAGCCAGUUUUUUUUGUUUUGUUCAAACAAGGUACUUCAUUGUCUGCCAAAAAUUUCAUGCCAAACAACUUUUGAUACUAACUCAUUAGAAGCUACUUUUUAUACACUACUUUGACAUUUCACACCUUUUUGAUGUUUUUCUAGAAUCUCACAAUCAUGUGACUAGCUUUGACCUCCCACUAGCAGACCGCAGUAGAGGCUAGCGGUCGGCUAGUUUGCUGCUGAAGGUCAAAGGUUUUUGGAAAUAAAACAUUUUUAUGCACAUCAA
Messenger RNA from Doryrhamphus excisus (bluestripe pipefish), 1667 nucleotides. It is a transcript of the gene sdc4, whose product is annotated as syndecan 4. Lineage: Eukaryota; Metazoa; Chordata; Actinopteri; Syngnathiformes; Syngnathidae. Gene Ontology annotation, biological process: cell migration. The record is from RefSeq and is a predicted model, not a curated record. Gene Ontology annotation, cellular component: cell surface; membrane.